AGCACUGUGAGCCCAGCGCCCUGCAAACCAAAACACGAGGUUGUGAGCAAAAUUAUGUAGUGUUUUGUGCAAAGAAGAGGACAGUAAAGCAGAGCAGGUGUUGCAUGUUUUUUAAAUGGGAAAUCUGUUGGGCAGCUGGCGUUUCAGGGAGCCGAGCACCGUUGAGGAAUGCGACUCGACGUGGGGGUCGGACUCAGAGAGCGACGAGCCGGCGGCUGAAGAUGACAGCGGCAUCUCCGACUCCGUCAGCCCGACGGAGAGCGACCGGAUCGGAGACACAUCCCCGCAGCUGAUUGACUCCCCAGAGUCUGUUCCAAAGAUGAAGAGGAGUUUCUAUGCUGCCAGGGACCUCUACAAAUACCGUCACAGCUACCCGAACUACAAAAGGUCCCGUCAACCCAACGAGUACCGUAACCUGCGCUUCUACCUGAACAAGAUCCCUCUAGUACCUGAUGGUAUUUAUAUAGAGGAGAUUCUGUCUAAGUGGAGAGGCGACUACGACAAACUGGAGCACAAUCACACCUACAUUCAGUGGCUGUUCCCAUUAAGAGAACAAGGGCUCAACUUCUACGCACAUGAACUGACUCAGGACGAGAUCAAAGAAUUCCAAAGCACUCGUGAAGCUAAGCGGAGAUUCGUGGCGGCCUACUCCCUGAUGUUGGACUUCUAUGGCAUCAAACUGCUGGAUAAGAGCGGAAAUGUUGCUCGGGCUCCAAACUGGCAGGAGCGCUUCCAGCACCUUAAUGAGUCCCAGCACAACUACCUGCGAAUCACUCGUAUCCUGAAGUCCCUGGGCGAACUGGGCUAUGAGGCCUUCAAGGCUCCACUGGUUCGCCUCUUCUUGGAGGAAUCGCUGUGUCACAACACCAUUCCAAACAUGCAGCACAGCGUCCUGGAGUACUAUGUCUACACCAUUCGCCUCCCGGCCACCCGCAGACGCCUGCUUCGCUAUGCUCGCCAGCACUACAGGCCUUCCCAUGCCUUCCUCUGGGGUCCACCACCUAAAAGGCGAGGUGGAGGUGUUGGUACUGCAGGUAGUGUGGGUGCUGGAAGUAGUGGGAUCAGAGCACCUGCUCCAACACCAGAGCAACAGAGGAGAGAGGAGGAGAGCACUACCUCCACCUCUACAAGAAGCAGGAUUAUUGUGUCUUCCCAUGAUGCCGUGAUGUGCCAGGACCUGGCUGGAGGAGGACUGAAGGGCUGCACAGGAUCUGGGUCAAAUAUGGCCGGACUGGAGGAAGCGCUGAUGUUAGCAGGAGCUAGAGGAGGGAGGAAUGAGUACAAUGAAGUUGUCCCUUUGGGCAGACACGAGAGGAGGACUGGCUGAAAAGGGCAAGGGCGGGCUAGUUUGUCAUAGCAAUACCUGCAAACCAUAUUUUUUUGAGACUGACUUGAAAUCCUUGUAAUAGUAAUAGCAGGCACAACUCAGUAUUUAUCUGCUCUGCAAUUUUACUGUCUACAAGCUGAAGGUAGUUGCUCCUUCUGAAAAACAGAACUAUAGAGCAAAAAAAAUAAAUAAAUAAAAGACUUGAUUGUUGGUGAUUGGAAAAAUAUUGGAAACAGUUAAGGAUAGAGGCGUUUACAGGCCCUUGUGGCACUUGUGGCACCACAGAUUGCAGCAAAUUGCAGCCUCCAAAAUGAUCAUACAGUUGAAUCAGCACAUCUUAACACAGUUUUAACAAAGACUUAACAUAACACCCUUCAUGAAGAGAAGAUUUAUGACAGAAUUGUUGUAUUAGACAGCAUUAGUUUUAUCAGGGUGGAAGAUGGCUGCUGCUGCCUCAAGGGAAAGGGGGUAGUGCUUUGUCUGUUUCAAAAUGUAGGUUAGUGUGACACAGUAAACUCUCUCUCUCUUUUUUAACUCUAGUCUCUACUCAAAAGUGAUCCUAUUUGACUUUAAGAUAAAUAACUAGCUAGCAAACUAAUUUAGAGUCCACUGGUGGGGGUCGUUUCAGGAAGACACAUUUGCUAGUGCUAAUGGAGCUACGUUAGCUAGCCAGUGUAGCAGUGAUUAGCAAAUCACUGGUUAAAAAAAAAAAGGUUUUUAAUAAAUAAGAACUAUCACUUUUUUCACUCACUAAUUUGAAGUAAUUAUACACAGCCUAACUGUAAAUUGUAUUGCAAUGUAAUUGUAGACACUAUUAUAAAUAUAUACAUAAAUAAAAAAUAAUAAUAAUUUCAGAACAAAUAUUUAUUUUUUCCCAAUUGAAAAUCAAAUUUUAAAUUUCAAAUCAAAAAAUUGACAGCCCUGCUGUGGUUUUAUGGCUGACAUUAUUGACAAAAUCAUCCAUGAUAAUUUGUCAUCAGAGCAUCUCCAACAUGGCUGCCAAAGGGUUUAUUGUGCCACCUAAAAGUCUUCUAUACUUAACUGAACAAUGUGAUUGGAUGUGGCUUGUGAAUGAACUUAAGGUGAUGUGUGAUGUGUGUUGCACUUUUUUGACAAUCUGUGUCUUCCGGUUGAAAGCGCUGUAGGUUUAUCCAAAUCGUUGAUCUACAUAUAUAAUCUACAAAUGGUCAGGAACUUGCUUCAUCACAAACACGAUUCAUUGUUCUUACCUUGCAAUAAUUUGGCUGAUUGAUAUGUAAAAUUGAACAUCCAUGUUCCAGGUUAUACAUAGCCUAUGUAGUUUUCAAAAAGGUUACAAGUACAGUAUUAUGUGGUGAUGCUGCUGACUUUGUCCUCUGAAUACGACAGAUAAAAGCUUCUAGGUGUAAGUUUGUAGAAGUGUAGCUGCUGAUAUUUUUGCUAGUCAGUAUCUUACAAUUUGUACAUUUACAUGCUCCACAAUUAUACUAUUUCCCCUACAUCUGUACUCCAAUCAGAGUGCAGGAGCCACUAGCAUGUAGACUGUUAUUCUAACUGAACUUUCCACUAACAGCCAGGCUUUUAUUCUGUUUUAAUUAAGAUCGUCAGGUUCCCAAGGCAUAGUGAAGGCGAUUUUACAGCAGAUUUUACGCUCAUUUAUGAAAAGCUGUGUAACCAUCAUAUCAUCACCCUCCUCAUAUCAUGAGCUGACAGCAUCGCCUUGCUACUCUUUAGUUUUUGAUUAAAGGCCAAUAUUUGCCUGAAGUUAAAGCAAUUUUGUUGAAUCCUAGGUAUCAUUUCAAACACAGGCAACUGGGUUCCUGGUUGCAAUAGAUAUCUGUGAAAUUAAAAGCCAUGUGAAGUGUGAGGCAGCAAUGGUGCAUACGAUCGGGAUUUUUACGCUGUUCUUCCUGUAGGAUAAGGCCUGCUUUUCAUUAUCUGACAAGGUCUCUACAUCGCUUCCCAGCCAAGUGUAUCUGAUAUAAUUGUAAAAAUAACUUUUCAGGUGAAUUGUGCGAUAACAUGGGCUCAAGUAUCCGAAUUUUUAGUAUAUUGUAUGUACAUAUAUGUGUGCGAGUGUAUAUCAGAUAUUCUUAAGUGCCUCUUUCGUAUUUUUUAGGUUUAACUGUAUGUUGUAAGGAGUGUCUUUCCCAGAUAAUUUCCUGUACAUCCUGUUUCUUGUACAGCAUUUUGAUAUUUACAUUAUUGUUUUCAUUCUAGUCAUAUACAAUACAGUAUCAGUAGUAUUAAUGUACAGUAACAGCAGGAAUAAAUCUAAUAAGAAUUGGUAUAGAAGACAAGUUGAUAAUAUAUACUUGAAUUGUUUGUAUCUGACUUAUUGAUUAAAAUGUGAUUGUUCCAUAGAUGACUAUUCACUAUGCUUGACGAACACACCUGUGUGUUUCUCAGUGUUUUUCAGCAUAGGCCACAAUACCUGGAUUUUUGCCCUAAAAUGUGAAGUUUGCCACACUUAAAUAAAACUGGGGAUGUGGAC
Toxotes jaculatrix (banded archerfish) is the source of this 3800-nucleotide messenger RNA. RefSeq names its product opioid growth factor receptor-like 1 (gene ogfrl1). Gene Ontology annotation, cellular component: membrane. Gene Ontology annotation, molecular function: opioid growth factor receptor activity. The record is from RefSeq and is a predicted model, not a curated record. The transcript is spliced from 8 exons. NCBI's taxonomy places the organism in Eukaryota, Metazoa, Chordata, Actinopteri, Toxotidae. The coding region runs from base 116 to 1327 and encodes 403 amino acids.